AAAAGAGAACUCUACUCAAAGGAUAGAGAACUCUACUCAAAGGAUAGCAUACUUAGAACAUUAAAUUGAAAAAACCAGUUUAGAUAGGAAAGAAAAACCCAACAAACUAAUAGUUAAGAGAGAGAAAGAGAGACAUAGUUAGAGAGAGAGCAGAGACACCGUUCGGAGCUCAGCUGAAUACGGUUGUGGCCCCAGCGCUCCGCUGCAGUUUUACACUCAAAAGGACCUCAUGUCUAACAUAGAGGAGAACAAAGAUCUAGGACAGAUGGACGUGAAUGCAUCUGAUAAGUCAGCUAACAUGCCAUCAUCCCAAAAGCAGGAGGAGGCUGUAAAGAAAAAGUAUGGAGGAAUGCUGCCCAAAAAGCCGCCACUCAUAUCUAAGGACCAUGAGCGUGCUUACUUUGAUUCUGCGGAUUGGGCACUUGGAAAGCAAGGCGGAGACAAGCCUAAGGGGCCACUUGAAGCUCUUCGGCCUAAAUUACAGCCGACGCAGCAGCAAACACGUUACCGGAAAUCUCCAUAUGCUCCUUCAGGAGAAGAAGGGGGAAGUGUUCCAGCCGAGGAUGUGCCUUCGAACGAGUAAGCAGUAGUCAGUCUUUUGAUGAUGUGCUGACAAUUGUUCUCAUUCCUGCCCUGAGUGAGUAGGUAUCACUUUUUGUUGUUUUCAACAAUAAAGGAAGCUUAUCAUGUAUUCAUUAACUAACUAAAUUGCCAUGUGUUGUUGUCCUUUUCAACAAUAAAGGAAGCUUAUCAUGUAUUCAUAUUAGCACAAGACAAGUGAUUUGAUCUACACCUACACAAUAGACAUUUACUUGGGAUUAUGAUUUGUGUUA
Glycine soja is the source of this 833-nucleotide messenger RNA. RefSeq lists its product as uncharacterized. The coding region runs from base 230 to 583 and encodes 117 amino acids. The transcript has 7 exons. The record is from RefSeq and is a predicted model, not a curated record. Gene Ontology annotation, cellular component: cytoplasm. Gene Ontology annotation, molecular function: protein phosphatase inhibitor activity. NCBI's taxonomy places the organism in Eukaryota, Viridiplantae, Streptophyta, Magnoliopsida, Fabales, Fabaceae.